CGGAGGCGCGGAUCGGGCCGGUUUCUCCUCGCUCCCGCUUUGGCUGCGUGGAAGGCGCAAAACGAAGCUCCGUCCGGGAAGCUUGAGGGCGAUGCCUUCCGCAGCAUCGCGCUCGGCUGGGCUGUGCUGAGAUCGCUGCGUGGCUACCGCGCCGGUUGCUGUUGGGGACUUUGCAUUCUUUCCCACUUCUGUCCGGAGAAGAGGCGAGCAUGCCGGCCGCCAGGAGGGCGCGGGGCUCGGGGCGCCUCUGGCUGCUCCUGGGGCUCUGGAGCGUCACGCUGUGGCUGCCCAGCCAAGGAUGCCCCAGUAAAUGUACCUGCUCCGGACCCAACGUGGAUUGCCACGGUCUGGGAUUCAGAACGGUGCCCCGCGGCAUUCCGAGGAACGCAGAGAGGCUAGACUUAGACAGAAACAACAUUACAAGGAUUACAAAGGUGGACUUUGCUGGGCUUAAGAAUCUCCGUGUUCUGCAUUUGGAAGAGAAUCAAGUUAGUGUGAUAGAACGUGGAGCAUUUCAAGAUCUGAAGCAACUUGAAAGGCUGCGUCUGAACAGAAAUAAACUUCAAGUUCUUCCAGAGCUCCUUUUCCAGAACACACUGAAGCUAACCAGACUGGAUUUAAGUGAAAAUCAGAUUCAAGGCAUCCCAAGGAAGGCUUUUCGUGGAAUUACUGAUGUGAAAAAUUUGCAACUGGACAACAAUCAGAUCAGCUGCAUUGAAGAUGGAGCCUUUCGAGCCCUGCGUGACUUGGAGAUUCUUACUCUCAACAACAACAACAUUACUCGCAUCCCUCUGACCAGCUUCAACCAUAUGCCAAAGAUCAGGACCUUACGGCUUCAUUCUAAUUACUUAUACUGUGACUGCCAUCUGGCUUGGCUUUCUGAUUGGCUGCGUCAGAGGCGAUCAGUUGGACAGUUUACAUUCUGCAUGGCACCUGUUCACCUGAGGGGAUUUAAUGUUGCUGAUGUUCAGAAAAAAGAAUAUGUCUGCACAGGUUCUCACGCUGAACCUCCUUCUUGCAAUGCCAAUUCCAUCAGUUGCCCAUCUACUUGUACUUGCAGCAACAAUAUUGUGGAUUGUCGAGGAAAGGGUUUAACUGAAAUUCCAGCCAACCUUCCAGAAAGUAUUGUUGAAAUCCGCUUGGAACAGAACUCUAUCAGAAGCAUCCCCCCUGGAGCUUUCUCUCAGUAUAAGAAACUUAAAAGAAUUGAUAUCAGCAAGAAUCAAAUAGUGGAUAUUGCAUCAGAUGCUUUUCAGGGCCUGAAAUCGCUCACUUCGCUAGUGCUUUAUGGAAAUAAAAUUACGGAGAUUCCCAAGGGUCUUUUUGAUGGGCUUGUGUCUCUGCAGUUGCUACUGCUCAAUGCCAAUAAGAUCAACUGCCUGAGAGUAAACACAUUUCAAGAUCUUCAUAAUCUCAAUUUACUAUCUCUAUACGACAAUAAACUACAGACCAUCAGCAAAGGGCUUUUUGUGCCUCUGCAAUCCAUUCAAACUCUGCAUUUAGCUCAGAAUCCAUUUGUGUGCGACUGCCAUUUGAAGUGGCUGGCUGAUUACCUGCAGGAUAAUCCAAUAGAAACCAGCGGCGCUCGAUGCAGCAGCCCACGUCGCCUUGCCAACAAACGAAUCAGCCAGAUCAAGAGCAAGAAGUUCCGUUGCUCAGGUUCAGAAGACUACAGGAGUAAGUUUACUGGGGAGUGCUUCAUGGACCUUGUCUGUCCUGAAAAGUGCCGCUGUGAGGGAACAAUUGUAGAUUGUUCCAACCAAAAACUGACUCGACUUCCCAGUCAUCUCCCAGAAUAUACCACAGAUCUGCGUUUACAUGACAAUGACAUUUCUGUUCUUGAAGCUACUGGAAUAUUCAAGAAGCUCCCCAGUUUACGGAAGAUAAACCUGAGUAACAACAAGAUCAAAGAGAUUCGAGAAGGUGCUUUUGAUGGGGCUGCAGGGGUGCAGGAACUGAUGUUGACGGGGAAUCAGCUGGAAUCUGUACAUGGACGAAUGUUUAGAGGCCUUUCAGGGCUCAAGACUUUGAUGCUUAGGAGCAAUGUGAUCAGUUGUGUCAACAAUGAUACAUUCACAGGACUAAGCUCAGUACGGUUACUUUCUCUGUACGACAAUCGCAUUACUACAAUCACACCUGGAGCCUUCAAUACCCUUGUUUCUUUAUCUACAAUUAAUUUGCUGUCUAAUCCAUUUAAUUGCAACUGCCACUUGGCCUGGUUGGGGAAAUGGCUGAGGAAGAGAAGGAUUGUCAGUGGAAAUCCACGUUGCCAGAAACCUUUUUUUUUGAAGGAGAUUCCAAUUCAGGAUGUGGCUACGCAGGACUUUACAUGUGAUGGUAAUGUUGAAAGCAGCUGUCAUUUGUUCCCCCGUUGUCCAGACCAAUGUACCUGUGUUGAUUCUGUGGUUCGAUGCAGUAACAAAGGGCUGCGGUUCCUGCCUAAAGGUGUCCCUAAAGAUGUGACUGAACUGUAUCUGGAAGGAAAUCAUUUGUCUGCUGUGCCAAAGGACCUCUCUGUGUUCAGACACUUGACCCUGAUUGACUUGAGCAACAACAGCAUCAGCAUGUUGGCCAAUUACACCUUCAGUAAUAUGACACAGCUCUCAACACUGAUCCUGAGCUACAACAAGCUACGUUGUAUCCCAGUCCAUGCAUUCAAUGGGCUCAAGUCUCUCAGAGUGCUGACUCUUCAUGGCAAUGAUAUUUCCAGUGUCCCUGAAGGAUCCUUUAAUGAUCUUCUGUCACUUUCCCAUCUGGCACUUGGUACCAACCCCUUACACUGUGACUGCAGCCUGCGCUGGCUUUCAGAAUGGGUAAAAGCAGGCUACAAAGAGCCAGGGAUUGCACGGUGCAGCAGUCCAGAUGACAUGGCAGACAGGCUGUUGCUCACAACACCAACUCACCGUUUCCAGUGCAAAGGAGCUGUUGAUAUCAAUAUUGUGUCCAAGUGUAACCCUUGCUUAUCCAAUCCAUGUAAAAACAAUGGGACUUGCAAUAAUGAUCCAGUGGAUUUUUAUAGAUGCACUUGUCCAUUUGGCUAUAAGGGUCGAGACUGUAGCACACCCAUUAAUGCCUGCAUUCAGAAUCCAUGCCAAAAUGGAGGGACAUGCCAUCUCACAGACACAAAUCAAGAAGGAUUCAGUUGUUCCUGCCCAAUUGGGUUUGAAGGGGAGAAAUGUGAAACUAAUCCAGAUGACUGUGAAGAUAAUGAUUGUGAGAACAACUCGACUUGUAUAGAUGGAACAAACAAUUAUGCCUGCCUUUGUCUUCCCAACUAUACAGGGGAGCUGUGUGACGAGGUGAUCAAUCAAUGUGUUCCUGAACUAAACCCUUGUAAACAUGACUCCAAAUGUAUCUUUCUUGAGAAAGGAUACAGAUGUGAAUGCUUACCUGGCUAUAGUGGCAAACAUUGUGAAACUGAUGAUGAUGACUGUGUGGGACACAAAUGUCGGCAUGGCGCAUUGUGUGUGGAUGCUGUCAAUGGGUAUACUUGUAUUUGCCCUCAAGGGUUCAGUGGCCUGUUCUGUGAAAAUCCUCCACCAAUGGUUCUGCUCCAGACUAGCCCUUGUGACCACUAUGACUGCCAAAACGGAGCCCAGUGCAUUGUAGUACAGCAGGAACCGGUCUGUCGUUGUCUGGCUGGCUUUGCUGGCCAGAAGUGCGAGAAACUUAUCACUGUCAAUUUUGUUGGGAAGGAUUCCUAUGUUGAAUUGCCACCAGCCAAAAUCCGCCCUCAAGCAAACAUCUCCCUCCAGGUAGCAACAGAUAAAGACAAUGGCAUUUUAUUGUACAAAGGGGACAAUGAUCCUCUGGCUUUAGAGUUGUAUCAGGGCCAUGUGAGGCUUAUCUAUGACACAUUGACUUCUCCACCCACAACUAUAUACAGUGUGGAAACAGUAAAUGAUGGGCAGUUUCACAGUGUGGAGUUGGUAAUGCUGAACCAGACUUUGAACUUGGUUGUAGAUAAAGGUGCUCCCAAGAGCCUUGGAAAAUUGCAGAAACAGCCCAUGGUUGGUCAUGACACAUCUCUGUACAUUGGAGGUAUUCCUACAUCCACAGGACUGUCUUCAUUGCGGCAGGGUACAGAGAGGACACCCAGUGGUUUCCAUGGAUGUAUACAUGAUGUCCGCAUUAAUAAUGAACUGCAAGAUUUCAAGGAUUUACCACAUCAGUCAGUAGGGGUCCUUCCUGGCUGCAAAUCCUGUAACAUCUGUAAACAUGGCAUCUGCCGCUCUAUUGAGAAAACAAGUGUUGUGUGUGAGUGCCACCCAGGCUGGACAGGCUCACUUUGUGACUACGAAGUUAAAGAUCCCUGCCUCAAUAACAAGUGCCUUCAUGGUAAAUGCAUAGCCACCAAUUCUGCGUAUAUGUGUAAGUGCAUAGAAGGUUUCAUGGGCAUGUACUGCGACAGAAAGAAUGAUUCCUUCAACCCCUGCAGACUUCUGAAAUGUAGCCAUGGGCAAUGUAAGAUCUCAGCACAUGGGGAGCCCUAUUGUGAAUGUGAUCCAAACUACAGUGGCGAGCGUUGUGAUAGAGAGAAUCUGUGCCAAGGAGAGAUUGUUCGUGAAUUGAUUCGGAGGCAACAAAGUUCCAUCUCUUGUGUCUCUACGGUCAAGGUACAGCGCAUGGAAUGUCAUGGCAGCUGUGGGAAUGAUCAGUGCUGUGUUCCCCUCCGGAGCAAAAGGCGGAAAUAUAUCUUCCAGUGUGUGGAUGGUUCCUCUUUCACAGAAGAACUGGAGAGGCAUGUGGAAUGUGGCUGUGGAAAGUGUUUAUAAACAUCUGGUCAGCCCCUUUCCCUAUUGUAUCGACUCAGAUGUGCUAUCAAAAGUGGGACCUAUUUACUUUUAAGUGAAGAAGAGAAUAUUAAGUAUAUUGUAAAAUAAGCAAAAAUAGAAGUUAUUUUUAUUAUGAAAAGUGACUAUUUUCAUCUAUUAUUAUAUAAAGUAUCUGACUGUUUUGGAUAUAUGUAUCAUACAGUGAGUUAUUUUUACUAUGGAUUUUUUUUUACAGUUGUAAAAAAAAAUUGGAAAAAUUAUUCCAAAUCUAAACACAGGGAUUAAAAACAGAGUAUAGUUGAUAAGCUUUGCACGAUGACCAGAUGUGAAGGUAUUUCAAAGGUUUUGCCACAGAAAUAGUAGAAUAUGUCUUUAAAAUUCUGAAUAGAUGCACAUAAGAGAUCUCAGCUCUCAGACAUCUUUCGUGUCUCAGUGUGCUCAGUUAAGAUCUCUUUCAGAUGAUGAUCAUGAUGAAAUAAUGACUAGUUGUGUUUGUCAGUGUUGAGGAUAAGCUUGAAAUCGUAGCCAAAAAGCACAUCAUGACACUGCAGUAGCUUGAGCCUCAUGCACAGAUUUCAUUAUGCACAUGUUAAUGCAACAGCAGUAAUACCUCUUGCUUUGUACGCAUCACUGACUCUCACACUGCUGUGUCACUCAUCAGUUGUAUUGGCAUUCUGGCACCAAUACUCUUUCAAAAAACGAACAUGACAAUUAAGUUUUUUUUUAACAUUAACAGAUGGAAAGUAAGUGCUGUGUAAAUACCUAACAAAUAACUUAGGGAACAAUCCGGAUAUCUAGCAUAUCCUUUCCUCCUCCACCCAUGCAUGUUGCUUCAUGUGUAACAUUUCUUCCUGAUUCUCUUCUCUAGCUACCUUAUUUCAUAUGCAGAGUAAUAACACACAGGGCUGCAUACAGAAGAUAGACUGAAUCGUCCCUGUAGUAAUCAGACAAUGUUGUAUAAUGGUUAGAGUACUGGAUUAUAACUAUAUAUCCAAUUCAAUUGUCUGGUCUCCAUGAAACUCCGUGAGUAGCCUUGGGCCAGUUAUUCACUCACAAAUCCACCGAAAUUACUGGGUUGUGAGGAUAAAAUGGAGGAAGGGAGAAUAGAGUUACCAACUCCUGCUUGGGAUAUAUCUGGGGAAUUGGGGGUCGGGUCUGGGUAGGUGUGGUUUAGGGGUGGAGCCUGGGUGGGUGUGGUUUGGGAAGGGGAGCAGAGUAUAAUUCCAUAGAGUCUAUCUCCAAAGCAGCCAUUCUCUCCAGGAGAAUUGAUCUCUGUGGUCUGGAGAUUAGUUAUAAUUUUGAGAGAUCUCCAGCUCCAUGCUGGCAUUUGGCAACUGUAAGGGAGGACCAAUUAUCAUUCUGUACUCAUGGGAAGAAAAAUUGGCUAACAAUGAAAUAAAUUAAUAAUGGCCUGUAGUGGCAACCUUCUCGCUUGUAAUUCCUUAUUAAUUUAUGCUUUAGUUUGCAAAGCAGCUGUGCCAAGGAUGUACUGAAACACUGCCUUACUAGUUUAUGACAAUCAAUUUUAAAAUUGCCACAGCCCCCUUUAAAUAAAUCUAUUGCUCUUCUCCCCAGGCCCAGGCAUGUGAUGAACUGAAAACUGAAAGUAAUGCACCCGGGAAUUCUUCAUAUGAUAACUGUAGUCCACAUGCUAAGCUACACAAUGUGUUAAACCGCCACAUGCAACAGCCAGAACGUGGAGGUUGUUUAUUGCAGUUCCCACAUGGGGCAGGGCCUACUGGGUAGACCUUUCUUUAACUGAGAACUUGGAGAGUGUGGAAUUUAACUGUGUUAUUCAUAGGAAUUUUGUAUUGGUUGACCACCAAAAAUGCCUUUCAUGUUCUAUACAACCACAAAAUCUCUCUGGCUUGUUUUCUGAAGUCCCUUUUUUCUUUCCAUUCUUACAUGCAGUGAAAGCAGCAGCCUAUAACUCCAAAGAGUCAAUAGUUAGAGAAGGUAGGAUUUUCAACAGUGCUUAAGAGAGAAUAAAUUCUCUCUAUUCCAAUCUGAUCCUGAGGGGCUGACAAAAUCCUAUGAGUUUAGAACAGGUCCUUCCCAGAAUAAUGCAUACAUACACUUGAAAAGUAUGCUUUUUUAAAGGAAGCAUGGAGGAUGAAUCUCACUCAAGAAUGACACAGUCUGUCUGGGGUAAAAAACAGAUUUGAACAUGUCACAGGCAUUUUGCCCCUUUUUCAGAUUUCAGGAGCCUGAAAAUGCUUAAGAGUCUUUAUUCUAAUUACAGCUUUCUGAAAGCCACAAUAGUUUGUUCAGAUUCCUUAUGGAUAAUUUCAGGCAGGAGGGAAGUGACUGAUACAAUAGUUGCCUUUCAGCACAAAUAGUAGUACAUGGAGCCUGCAAUCAGUGUAACAUAAAACAAUCACUGCUUACUUUGCCAAAAAACUGAUUGAAAUAAUUGUUCAGGAGCCGGUGCAGGAGGAAAAAAUCUGCUGUGGACAGUUUGUGUUAUUUUGAGCAUUAUAUGUGAUGCUGGAAGCAGCUGGAAUUUAUAAUGUAGAAAUGUACCACAAUCUGCAGAGACCAAAAGUUUGCAAAAGUGAAUGUGAUACCACUCUUGUGUAAAUAAGACUCCAGCACAAAUGUUCUUCCCCUAAUGAUUUAUUCCCUUUUGGUUACCCAAGAAGCUGUUGCCUCUGUUGGAGACAAUGGAAACCCAUCCAGAAUAGCCAGAUAAUAAAACUGAAAUGCUACUAAAAUAUUAAUUAUUUGGUUUUGCAAGUUAGCUGUUCUGCGGGCUCUAUGUUGCCAAGAAGAAAACAAGAAAAUUGUAUUAAAAUAAUCAAGAAAGGAGGUACAGCCUCACUUUGGUCAUUGGGUCUUUUAAUACAACAACUUAUUAGACAGCACAAAAAAGCCACUAGCAUUAUGGGAAAUAAUUCCAACUGACAGGUUGAAAGAUAACUAGCCACAGUAGAGAAAGCCUGAUGCUGUUUUAUCACUAUGUACUUGGACUAUGCUGUGAUCUAAAAGAAAAGCCACUUUAUUUGCUUUCUGCCGCUAGACAGUGUAUGUUUUUCUGUGUAUCAGCUGAUGUGAUAUUGAAUCUGGUUCUUCUAUUUUGUUUUUUAAAGUGCCAAAAGGUCUAUGAAGUUAGUUUUAAAGUGUUAAUUAGAUCUCUCUAAUCUUCUUAAAUGACAGUACAUUUCAGCUACUGUAAAUUGAAUGCAGUAGUUUACUUUUAAAAGUUAAUAUAAAGAAAGAUUGCUAACCCUAUAAAAACUGUACAUUGGCAAUGUGGACUGAUAUGAAUUCUGUGUAUUUUACUAGAUUGUCCUAUUGUGAUGUAAUAAAUUUAAGUAAAUUGUUGGGUUAUAUAUGAUAAUA
Messenger RNA from Eublepharis macularius, 8117 nucleotides. RefSeq names its product slit guidance ligand 3 (gene SLIT3). Gene Ontology annotation, molecular function: calcium ion binding; heparin binding; Roundabout binding. Gene Ontology annotation, biological process: axon guidance; negative chemotaxis. The transcript has 36 exons. The coding region runs from base 210 to 4775 and encodes 1521 amino acids. Lineage: Eukaryota; Metazoa; Chordata; Lepidosauria; Squamata; Eublepharidae. The record is from RefSeq and is a predicted model, not a curated record.